Molecule: messenger RNA, 1381 nt
Organism: Desarmillaria tabescens
Lineage: Eukaryota; Fungi; Basidiomycota; Agaricomycetes; Agaricales; Physalacriaceae
Exons: 3
Coding region: 186-1247 (353 amino acids)
Source: RefSeq, a predicted model, not a curated record
CCAACAAGCAUACAGAAAAGUAAUGCGGUUGACACGCUAGGCGAGGUAUCCGCGGUACUGUGAAGAUGCGAUUCGUAAUGAUGGAUGGGAUCCGGUGUCGAAACAGCAUAUUCGACAAAGCUGCUCUUCAGAGGGGGAUAAAGAUCUAGCUGAAAGCGACGAAGAUUUUGUUAUAGUUUCAAAAGAUGACGAGAGUAUACCCGAGGGAGAAACGAAAAGAUCAAAGACACCGAGUAGGGAGAGUGACUCGCACAAAGAAGAGUGCUUCACUUCUCGAGAACUCGAAAUCGAGGGACGAGUCGUCGACAAUUCAAAAGCAGCUCGAAGCCAAACUCAAUUCUCUGGGUGCGGAGAUGCAAGGUUUGCGGUGCCUUUUGGAUGUCAGGACGAGGGAGCUACAGGAUGCCCGGAUGUACUUGAAUACCGUUGAUUUGGUAUCUGGAGAAGACGUCGUAUCGAUGGCAGAGGCGUUGAACGCAGAAAUCUUCCAGGCAGCCGCAUAUAUGGCGGAUUCGUCGGUGUUUGGGGCGAAGAGCAGACUCACGGAAACGAAGGAGAUAGCCCCUUGGAUCGGCGUUGACUUCAUCGAGAUUUUGCGGUCGGAGAAGGAUGCCGAAACGCGGGUUCAUGCUGUCCAAGUUGCGCUUCAAGCGUCGCUUGCUCGAUCUUGUAUGGCGACCAUUGCGAUGUGGCACCCCGAUUCGAAGAUUGACGAGGGUCUUCGUCAAGUGUACUCAAAGAUCCAGAAAACUAGUUUGGCACCUGUCGCGGCGCGAUGGCGUGUAAUGACUCGUUCAAAUUCGAAGUACUCGACAUCGGAGGAGGUGGAAAAGUCAUAUAUACCUUGGAUGGUCAGACGGGCAGUCCUAGUGUUGCUCCUAGCCGGAUGGGACUCAGACGGAACGAAGACCUGGGACGCAUGUGUGACAACUGUCAUGAAUAAAUACGGGAGGCGGGUACGGGACAUCAUAAAGCUGAUGAUGGGGCUGGACAAGGCUAUAAGUGAAAGCAUUGUCUCGAAAGACAUUAUCGUCUGCAUUGCGGCCAGCGGGGACCAGUACGAUCCUGGGUCCAUGGAGAACACUGACGGACCUGCCGAGAAAGUGCAGCCGUCUGAUCGUGUAAUGUGCACGUCAGACCUUGGGCUGAAGGUGACGGCGACGUCCGGCGACGGAUCCGCGGAACGGGACACUUACUUGCUGAAACCGAAGGUAGUGUUGCGUUCUUCAUUGACGCAAGAACACUAGACAGAGGAUAUUAAUAUUAAUUACUGCGCGGAUUUUACAUUGACCUUUGCGUACCAGUGUCAUUUCCCACAUUACCAUCAUUGGACAGGAAAUGGAACCAUUUACUUCUCGUUUCGCAGUACGAAUAUGAUCUU